AUGAACCUGGAGGAGAUCGGCAAGUACCGCGCGGAGGCGCAGCAGCGGUCGGCGGACGCCAUCCGCGCCGCCGAGGAGCGGUUCAACAAGGCCAACAAACAGCAGGCGCGCGGCGCCGGGGCGCACGGGACCGUCACCGUGGCCCAGGGGACCGCGAAGCAGGGCGAGAGCCAUGGCCGCGGUAGCCACGGCUCUGAGUCUGAGGCGCAGCAGUGGCUGGCGGACGCCGCGGCCGAUGCCAGGGAGAGGUGCAACAAGGCCCUGGGGACGAGCCCGGCAGCCGCGCACGGAGGCAAGGCGUCGGCCGGCGGCGCGGCUCAACACCAGCAAACCAAGAACGAGCAGGAGGGUGGCCAAGCCCGCGGCCAUCUGACAAGGCAGGACGAGAUGGGGAAGUACGGCAGCGAGGCGCAGAAGAACUCGACCGCGGAGGCUGCACGUGCCGCGGUGGAGAAGCACGACGAUAAGGGCAGGGAGACCGGCGCGACAGCGGGACAGGGCGUGAAGGACACGGCGGCGAAGCACGACAAGGGCAGGGAGACCGGCGCGACAGCGGGACAGGGCGUGAAGGACACGGCGGACUAUGCCUCGGCCAAGAGCGCCGAGGCCAAGGACACCGGCGCGCGCGGCGCGCAGGCCGCGGCGGAGAAGACCCAGGAGGCCACGGGGACAGCGGCCGACUACACCAAGCAGGCGGCCGCGAAGGUGAAGGAUGUCACUGCCGGUGCGGCCGGGACGACCAUGGAGUACGCGAAGCAGGCGGCGGUGAAGGCCAAGGACGUGACGCUGGGCACCGGGGAGACGGCCGCGGAGUACGCGAAGCAGGCGGCGGUGAAAGGCAAGGACGUGACGCUGAGCACCGGCGAGACGGCCGCGGAUUUCGCCAAGGCCGCGGCCGAGAAGGCGAAGGAGGCGGCGGUGGCGACGGCGAAGAUGACGGCCGGGUACACGCAGCAGGCGGCGGUGAAGGCCAAGGACGUGACGGUCUCGACGGGCGCGCAGGUGGCGCAGAAGGCGACAGAGGUGACGGCCGACACCGCGCGCAAGGUUGCGGAGUACGCCAAGGAGAAGGCGGAGCAAGGCAAGGAGCGCGCGGCCCGCGCCGUCGACCAGGCGGAGGAGCCUGGCCGUGGCGCAGCCGCGCAGGCCAAGGACUCGGCGUCCCAGACGGCGAGCAAGGCCAAGGACACGGCGUCCCAGGCGGCGGACAAGGCUCGCGACAUGACCGGACAGCACAAGGACAGGGCCACGGACACCGCCGGCGACAUGGCGCGUAAGGCCGCGGACACGGCCGUACAGGCCAAGGACAAGGUGAAGGACACAGCCGUAUCCAUGUUUCAGAAGGCGGGUGACACCGCCGGACAUGCCAAGGACACGGUGAAGGACACCGCUGCCCAGGCCGGGGACAAGGCGAAGGACACCACUUGGCGCGCGGAGCAGAAGGCAGGGGAAGUGAAAGAAAGAGCGUCAGGGACCGGCAACGGCAAGACUGGCGGUGGCGGUGCGACGACGACGAAGGCGAAGGGUGGCCACGACGAAGACACCACGGUAGUGGGCGACGUCCUGGAGGCGGUGGGCGCGACGGUGGUUGGGCUCGCGCAGCACGCCAAGGGGAUCGUGGCCGGCGAGGAGGAGCUCGUCCCGGUAGAAGGCGAGAAAGGGAAGGCCACCGGAGGAGCCAAGGAGGAGAAGCGCAAGCUCGCUUGA
Molecule: messenger RNA, 1707 nt
Organism: Miscanthus lutarioriparius
Lineage: Eukaryota; Viridiplantae; Streptophyta; Magnoliopsida; Poales; Poaceae
Source: the annotation of a GenBank genome assembly